AACUUUUUAAAAUGGACAAAUAGAAAAGUGGGCAAAGGGACAAAAGCAAAUUCACACAAGAGAAAAUACAAACAGUUAAUAAAUAACUACGUGGAAAAACAAGCCAGUUAACUAGUAAUUAAAGAAACAACAUUCAAAACAAUGAGAAAUAACAACUUUAAAUUGAAUUUGAAAAAAUAGCCUGUGUUUUCAAGGAUAUGGAAAAAGGGGCAUUUCUCAAAAGAAAACCAAUACAUUUUCCUCGAAGAUAGUUUAGAAAACAUUUGAAAAAUAUACUUUGCCUUUGACCUAUCAGUUCCCCACUUCCAGAAUUUUUAAAUCAAGUAUGUGCAAUAAAAGCAUAUGCCGACUGACCCUCGGCAGCUCCUGUAUCAUGAAUCCACAAUGAUAUAGAAAAGUAGAAAAUUUGUGUGCAUUUAUGCUGCGAUUAAGAAUCAUGUUAUAAAAGAAUAUCAGAAAAAGAAUAUCUAAUAAAAUGUCAGAAAAUUCACAGUAUUGUUCAGUGAAAAAGGCAGAAUACAUUUUUGUAAGGCAUUAUCCCAAUAACGUCAAACAAGCAUAGAUAAGCAUUAAAAAAAAUGCCCGAUAAUACAUACUAAGAUAUUAAGUGUAAUUGACUCUAGGAGGUAAAGUAUGAGAGAUUUUUGUAUUUCAUUUCCUAUUAAUGCAACAGAUUUUGUGCUUUAAAAAUAAUUGUAUAAUUAGAAAGUUGCCUGUGUUGCAAAACAUAAAAGUACGUGAAAGUGUACAAGCCUGGAAAAUCAAGGAAGUGUUUCGUGCGGAAAGCCAAGGCCACCUGCUAGCCGAUGAGUCACGAACGCAAGACUCGCACCUGACUCCGCACUCGCCAACUGGCUGCGGUGCGUUUCCAAGCGAAACGCCCCGGGGACGAGGACCGCCCUGCGCCCCGGACCCGGACCCGCGCCCCGCGGCCGCGGAAGCCGGGACGCCUGCGCUCCGCUAAUUUCUGGAAGCGAGGGCAUUCCCGUUUCAAAGUUCACCCGAUCGGGCCUUUCCUUCCUCCAGCUCUGAACAACCCACAAGGCAGACUUUCGGGUCAGCCGCGCCCCCCGCCAGGCUCAGCCCCUGCGGUAUCAGGUUCCGCGGCGCGGCCAAAGGUCGAGGUGGCAGGAGAAGAGGAGGGGGCGGCCCGGGGGUGGGAGGCGCCCUCUCGAAGGCUCGGGCCAGCUAGGAGCGCUUAGGCCAGCGAAGCCGGAUCUAGCCAAGUGACCGCAGGCUGACCACGCGGUCGCCCAGGGACGUGCGUCCUCCGUUGGGACAAAGGGUCGGGAAACUGGAGCCGGGCUCAUCCCGGAAAAUCCGGGCUGUGGUCGCCAUGGCAACGGAGUCGGGCCCGCGGCGGCCGCCCCCGGCCCGGGCGCGGGCCGCGAGGGGGCGCUGGGGGCGGGGGAGGGAUCCCGCGCGGCCGGCCCCGCUGCCCGCCCCGCCCUCCGGCCGCGACCGCCGGCCCGAGCCCGCGACUGACCCUCGGCAGCUCCUGUAGUCACGUGGCGCUGGGAACCGGCGGGGGGGCUGGGCACGGGCCUGGCAGUGGUGAACUCGAACCUGCUGCUGUCGCCGCGGCGGGGUGGGGAGCGCGGCCGCCGGCGCCGGCUUUCCGGCCUCAUGGACGCGCGACGCGCCUCCGCGCUCCCCGCCAGAGAGGUAAGGCUGGCCUCUCUGCCCUCAGAGGUCUGAGCUCUGCCAUGGGGGUAGGGGUGUCUUUACUGCUGCAGUUUUCUCUGACGUCUGGGGACUACCAGAGUGUGGGCGGAAGCAGGCGCUCCAGCCGCAGGAACAUCCCCGGGAGGAGCUGGAAAAAGCCUCAUCUCCAGCUCCACAGCCUGCAGGCAGAGGAAGAACCGAUGCUGGAACGUCGCUGCAGGGGCCCCGUGGCCAUGGGCCCCGCCCAGCCGCGACUCCUUUCUGGGCCCUCCCAGGAGUCGCCCCAGACCCUGGAGAAGGAGCCCCAAGGGCUGAGGUCACAAGGCACUGCCGUGGCCCAGCCGGGCAGCCAGGCCCUAGGUCGGGCCCAUCGUUGUGCCCACUGUCGAAGGCACUUCCCGGGCUGGGUGGCCCUCUGGCUUCAUGCCCGGCGCUGCCAGGCCCGGCUGCCCCUGCCCUGUCCCGAGUGUGGCCGUCGCUUCCGCCACGCCCCUUUCUUGGCACUGCACUGCCAGGUCCAUGCCGCCGCCACCCCAGACCUGGGCUUUGCCUGCCACCUCUGCGGGCAGAGCUUCCGAGGCUGGGUGGCCCUGGUUCUGCACCUGCUGGCCCACUCGGCGGCAAAGCGGCCCAUCGCCUGUCCCGACUGCGAGAGACGCUUCUGGCGGAGAAAGCAGCUUAGGGCCCAUUUGCGGCGCUGCCACCCCCCGGCGCCCGAGGCCCGGCCCUUCAUAUGCGGCAAUUGCGGCCGCAGCUUCGCCCAGUGGGACCAGCUGGUUGCUCACAAGCGGGUUCACGUGGCCGAAGCCCUGGAGGAAGCGGCGGCCAAGGCCCUCGGGCCUCGGCCUCGGGGCCGUCCUGCGGUGACCGCGCCCCGGCCCGGUGGAGACGCCGUCGACCGCCCCUUCCAGUGUACCUGCUGCGGGAAGCGCUUCCGCCACAAGCCCAACCUGAUCGCCCACCGCCGCGUGCACACAGGCGAGAGGCCCCACCAGUGCCCUGAGUGCGGGAAGCGCUUCACCAAUAAGCCCUACCUGACCUCGCACCGGCGCAUCCACACGGGCGAGAAGCCCUACCCGUGCACCGAGUGCGGCCGCCGCUUCCGCCACAAACCCAACCUGCUGUCGCACAGCAAGAUCCACAAGCGCUCCGAAGGGUCUGCCCAGGGUGCCCCCCGCUCGGGGAGCCCCCAGCUUCCCGCCGGCCCCCCGGAGCCCUCGUCAGAGCCCGCCGCGGAGCCCCCGCUGAAGCCGGCCCCGGAGCCUUUGGAGGCCCCAGGGGAGCCCCCCGGCCACCAGGCAGAGGCCCCGCCCUCUCUCUACAGCUGCGAGGACUGUGGGCGGAGCUUCCGGCUGGAGCGCUUCCUGCGGGCCCAUCAGCGGCAGCACACGGGCGAGCGGCCCUUCACCUGCGCCGAGUGCGGGAAGAACUUCGGCAAGAAGACCCACCUGGUGGCCCACUCCCGGGUCCACUCAGGCGAGCGGCCCUUUGCCUGUGAGGAGUGCGGGCGCCGCUUCUCCCAGGGGAGCCACCUGGCCGCCCACCGGCGCGACCACGCGCCGGAGCGGCCCUUCGUCUGCCCGGACUGCGGGAAAGCUUUCCGCCACAAGCCCUACCUGGCCGCACACCGGCGGAUCCACACCGGCGAGAAGCCCUACGUCUGCCCCGACUGCGGCAAAGCCUUCAGCCAGAAGUCCAACCUGGUGUCGCAUCGGCGCAUCCACACGGGCGAGCGCCCCUACGCCUGCCCCGACUGCGACCGCAGCUUCAGUCAGAAGUCCAACCUCAUCACCCACCGCAAGAGCCACAUCCGGGACGGCGCCUUCUGCUGCGCCAUCUGUGGCCAGACCUUUGACGACGAGGAGAAGCUCCUGGCCCAUCAGAAGAAGCAUGAUGUCUGAAGGGGCAGGGGCGGCGGGGGCCGAGGGAGGUCGGGCCUGGGCAUCAUUCAUACCGUGCCCUGUGCCACUGCUUGUAGGCAGGGGGGGGAGAGGAGUGAGCCUGCCCCGUUAGAGAGGGGGGUCCUCUACCCCUGCAGUCAGGGAGUCCACUUGCAGAGCAGGGACCCCGGCCUCCAGCUGGUGUUUGCUAAGGUUCAGUCCUGACUGCCCUGCGCCCUGGAAAAGUAGCAAUAGCAGCUCCACCCACCCCUUAGAGCCCUCCGGCCGGAGGGGCCACCAGUGGACAGGAAGACCCCUCUCCUCUGGUGUUAACGCCUUAAUGUCUCUGUCUGUUAUGAGUUCCUUCAGCUCGUUUUUUGGAAGUAGGUGUGGUUCAGUCCUUAGUGAAUGAGCGCCCAGGAGGAAAAGCGGACCAGAUGGAUAUACCUGGGAGAACCUGCCGGCCUCGGGUGGCACCUGGGCCUUUUCCAGUACUGGGAGGCGAAGCCGAGCUGCUCCAGCCUGCCUCACUACAUCCCCUCCGUCCUGCCCCUGCACAGGCUUUGGAGAGACCCAUCUACUGUUAGUGCUUGGCUCACCUUCCUCCCAGAGGAUCCAGUCCCCUGCCCUGGGCAUCUCCCCACCUGUCUGACUUGCUUUACCCACCAGCCUCCCAGUGCUUAGGGCAUCCCCUGGCUGUCAGCCACCCUGCGUCAGGGCUUUUGUCUGAACACCGCAGCCUGCCUUCACUCCCUUCAGAACUCGGCAUGUAGUGGGGAGGACUGCCCCGUUGAUAACGGAGGGCCAGCUGAUGGGAAAUGGGGGUGAGUUUCCCCUUCAGCAUUUCUAGCGUCUGGAUGCCCAGCUUCUGCUUGAAUACUUAGGUGACAGGGAGUUCCCCACCCCCACCCCCCCAGGCCCUGGUUCUACUGUAGGAUAAUUCUGAUUGUUAGAAAUUCUUCCUUAUAAUGAAUGAAGUCUGCUUCCCUGUAAUUUCUACUGUUGGGCCUUGUUCUCUGGAACUAAACACAACCACUUAUCCUCCUUUUCAAACUAGAGAAUAAAGAUCUGGUUUUAGAA
Aethalodelphis obliquidens (Pacific white-sided dolphin) is the source of this 4625-nucleotide messenger RNA. RefSeq names its product replication initiator 1 (gene REPIN1). Gene Ontology annotation, biological process: regulation of transcription by RNA polymerase II. The transcript has 3 exons. Lineage: Eukaryota; Metazoa; Chordata; Mammalia; Artiodactyla; Delphinidae. Gene Ontology annotation, molecular function: RNA polymerase II cis-regulatory region sequence-specific DNA binding; DNA-binding transcription activator activity, RNA polymerase II-specific. The record is from RefSeq and is a predicted model, not a curated record. The coding region runs from base 1707 to 3566 and encodes 619 amino acids. Gene Ontology annotation, cellular component: nucleus.